AUGAACUCUCUUCUAGAAGAUAAUGACAUCAGUAACGAUGUCAAAUUGGACACGUUGAAUGAAGGGCUUCAUGAUGAGGCUAGUCCAUCUUUGUUGUCGGGAAACAUUACACUUCCGAAGGAUUGCUUUAGCUCAUACGUGGCCUAUUUGAUUUACGAAAUGGCACAUUUCAAGUUAACUGCGUUUGUCAUAGUUUUAUCUGCAAUUAUACUUUCAUUAAUCCUCCUACUUUGGGACUCCAUUGAAAGAAAACCUUUAAACAUUGUUCUUAUUGCAAACUUCAUCGUUUUUGAUACUUUUGGUAUCAUUGCUGCAGUGAUCAAAUUCGCUAUGCCUAUGACUGGUGACAAUUUUCAAACAAAGCUUUUACUGGAAGUAAUAGCUCGCAAACCAUCCGUUGAAGGGGUAGAAUGGAGAACCAUCGCAUACAAUGUGAAUGAAUAUUUGUUCAACAAGGGAUUAUGGAAUACUCCCUACUAUUUUUACUCUGAAGACAGUUGCUAUGGUACUUUUAAGCGCUUUAUGAAAGGAAAAAAUCCCAAUGCAAUUCCCAAAUAUUCAGCUAGCAAUUCUACGAACCCACAAUCGGGUACGACAAUAGGAAAUGGUUCAAAUGAUGCGACUACAUUUCACAGCUUUAGUUCCGACCCGAUUUUGGAAGGGUACUUUGUUAAGGCAGCCGAAAUUCAAAAAGAGGCUUUAAGGGAAUAUUGGGGAAAGCAGUAUCCAGAUACUGAUAUUCCUUAA
This is a messenger RNA of Saccharomyces kudriavzevii IFO 1802, 747 nucleotides long. Its product is annotated as DUP/COS family protein. The transcript has a single exon. The coding region runs from base 1 to 747 and encodes 248 amino acids. The record is from RefSeq and is a predicted model, not a curated record. NCBI's taxonomy places the organism in Eukaryota, Fungi, Ascomycota, Saccharomycetes, Saccharomycetales, Saccharomycetaceae.